Molecule: messenger RNA, 418 nt
Organism: Meloidogyne enterolobii
Lineage: Eukaryota; Metazoa; Nematoda; Chromadorea; Rhabditida; Meloidogynidae
Source: the annotation of a GenBank genome assembly
UUUAAAAAAUAUCGGGGAUUUCAAAGAUAUUGUGGGAUUAAGGUACAAGAUAUUUAUAGUAUUAUGGUGGCUUUCGAAGAAUUUAAGAGAUUAAAAUGGAUUUCGGGGAUUAAUUGGGAUAUCAAGGGAUAUAGCCGGAUUAAGAGGAUUUGUAAGUGGUUCCACGAUACACAUCUGAAAACAAUCUCUCUUAUUCAUACCAAAGUCCCUCCCACGAUAUUCAUCCAAAUCCAAUAUACUCCAAUAUUUUAAUCAUGUAAAUCUAAUCCAUCCAAAUCCACUCUACCCUUCUAUAUCCAUCGACAUUCGCUUAUAGAACCAAAUUGCCCAAUAUCAUUCAAGUCCACUGAUAUCCUUUUAAUCCAGCUAAAUCUGUCGAUUUCCUUAUUUUUCCAAAUUUUCAAUAUCUCUUAUGAUC